AUGAAGUCCUUCUCCCCUGCUGUUAUGGCCCUUCUGGCUGCGUUCGGUAUGGUCGCCGCCGCCGAUAUGUCAGCCUCUCAGUGCGCUUCUAUGUGUAUCUCCAACAUGAACGCCAAGGCCUCCGAGCUUGGCUGCACCUCCGGUGACAUGCAGUGCCUUUGCAAGGCCAAGGACUACUCAUACGGUAUCCGUGACUGCACCGCACAGGCCUGCCCUGACGACAAUACCGAGACGGUUUUGAGCAUGGCUCUGGCCAAGUGCCCUAGCUCCACUAGCUCUGGAUCGGGCUCCAUGACUUCGACUGCCUCUGGCAGCGAUGCGACCACUACCAGUGGAUCUGGUGUCGGCGCUGGUGCCGGUGCGACCACCAUCACCACCACUGAUAGCGACGGCUCAACCACCAAGAUCACCACCACCACCACCGGCGCGACUACCGGCGCGACCACCAUCACCACCACUGACAGCGAUGGCUCGACCACCAAGAUCACCACCACCACCACUGGCUCGGGUGCUGUCGCUACUGGCAGCGACGUCUCGACCACUAUCACCACCACUGAUAACAACGGCUCGACUACCAUGAUCACCACCACCACCGGCACCAAGACUGGCUCUGACUCCACUGCUACCGAGACCUCCGGCUCUGGCGGCGACAGCACCAGCGGCUCUGACUCUGGUUCUAGCACUUCAACUGGCUCCGACUCCGGCUCCAGCUCUGCUCCCUCCACCAGCACGGGCGCUGCUCACCCCAUGGCCACUGUCGGUAGCGGUGCUUUCGGUGCCCUCGGCCUCGCCGCUCUGCUGGUUCUGUAA
Messenger RNA from Penicillium atrosanguineum, 810 nucleotides. RefSeq names its product CFEM domain-containing protein. Bases 1 to 810 code for a protein of 269 amino acids. The record is from RefSeq and is a predicted model, not a curated record. Lineage: Eukaryota; Fungi; Ascomycota; Eurotiomycetes; Eurotiales; Aspergillaceae. The transcript has 3 exons.